This is a messenger RNA of Penicillium cosmopolitanum, 1050 nucleotides long. Its product is annotated as NAD(P)H-dependent flavin oxidoreductase. NCBI's taxonomy places the organism in Eukaryota, Fungi, Ascomycota, Eurotiomycetes, Eurotiales, Aspergillaceae. The coding region runs from base 1 to 1050 and encodes 349 amino acids. The record is from RefSeq and is a predicted model, not a curated record. The transcript has 4 exons. Gene Ontology annotation, molecular function: nitronate monooxygenase activity.
AUGGCACUCAUCACCACCCCAACCACCCAGCUCCUUCACAUUGAUCACCCUAUCCUGCUUGCAGGAAUGGGUCACACUGCCGGUUCUGACCUGGUGGCUGCCGUUUCUAACGCAGGAGGAUUGGGAGUGCUUGGUGGAUUGGGUUAUACGCCAAAAAUGCUCCGCGACGCCAUACAGGAAGUGAAAUCCAGGCUUCGAAAGCCGGAUCUACCCUUCGGCGUAGAUCUCCUUCUUCCACGGGUGGGAGGUUCAGCCCGCAAGACUAACAAGGACUACACUAAAGGCGCGCUAAAUGAGUUAGUUGAUGUGAUCAUCGAGGAGAAAGCGGCGCUCUUCGUUUCGGCCGUGGGCAUUCCCCCGAAAGAAGUUAUUGAUCGGCUUCAUGCAGCGGGCAUCUUAUACAUGCAUGUCCACAAAGCCUGCCAGGCAGGUGCUGAUCUCAUCUGCGCGCAAGGAGGCGAAGCAGGCGGUCAUACAGGUGAAAUUCCGACCAGCGUGCUCAUUCCUGCCUGUGCGGAUGCUUGCCGACAAUAUAAGUCUCCUUUAACGGGAGAAACGGUUCAGCUUGUAGCAGCGGGUGGCAUAUUCGACGGCCGAGGCAUUGCUGCAAUGAUGAUGAUGGGUGCUAGCGCAGUAUGGAUUGGAACACGUUUCGUCACAGCCCGUGAAUCUGCCGCUCCCAAACUAGGCAAGAAAGCUAUCAUCGACGCUGGAUUUCAUGACACCAUGAAAAGCACUUUGUGGACGGGCCGACCGCUCAGAGCUCUCGCAACGCCUUAUAUACGAGACUGGGAGCUGAACCGUCGCAAUGAAAUCGAGAAGCUGCAGGGCCAAGGUUUGAUUGUAUUGGAUUAUGAGCUGGACAAGCUAGCAAAAGACGGUCAAUUGACAGAAGAAAUUGAAGACCUGACUACGCAGAGGCCUAUGGGCUGUGGUGCCGCUAUGGUGACCCAAGAAGAUCAAUCGGCAAAGGAAAUCGUGCUGGAGAUGGUGAUUGAGGCUUUCGGGCUGCUGAGAGGAGCGCGACAAUAUGUGGGAGCAAAAAUAUGA